Leishmania braziliensis MHOM/BR/75/M2904 is the source of this 2028-nucleotide messenger RNA. RefSeq lists its product as hypothetical. The record is from RefSeq and is a predicted model, not a curated record. The transcript has a single exon. The coding region runs from base 1 to 2028 and encodes 675 amino acids. Lineage: Eukaryota; Euglenozoa; Kinetoplastea; Trypanosomatida; Trypanosomatidae.
AUGCCCUCUUACACCCCAUACGUGGCGCACACGAAGCGGGUGACUGCUCGAUUGCGCGCACGCAUGCACAACCAGUCGUUUGGAAAUGCCCUCCUAGCCUCCGCAGCAGUGGAGAGGUCUGAUUUGUCAAAAGUAGCGGACAUGCGCCUGGGUGAAUUGGUGGCACUUCGCGCAGACCACCAGCGCACGUUUGACCCGCUCUUCAAGCAGAAAGCGUUGAACCUCCUCCAGACCUUACCACUCAAGGCUGCGGCGGAGGAUCCACAUUUUUCCUACACCAUGGGCGCGUUACGUGUGUGCGGGUACUUCAGCGCAGCGCAGUCCCCGGCAACCUUCAACUUGCUCAACCACGCCACACGACACACCUUUCUUCUCGAUGCGUUCAGCAUCUAUCAGCUUUUCCUCUCACUGGAAGAUAUGCGUCAUCCUCAGACGGCGGAAAUACUGUCAAUUGUGCUACCCCGCGUGACGGAGGUGGCGACUGACUGCACUGAAGGAGAGGCGCGCCUGAUACUCGAUGUUUACUUCAAACACAAGCUGCUUACCGUGGAGCUCAGCGAGAGGCUUGUAGGUGUGAUCAUAGGCUCGGUGAACGACUUGAGGGGGAGGGAUUUGAUCAGCGCUGUGGCAGUGGUGCCGAGCAUGGGCACUGAAAAGGUCGCGCGACGCUUUCUGGAGGCGGCGACACCGCGCCUUUGCCGCACCCUUCGAGAGACCACAGAGCACGUGCAGCUUUACAGAGUGACUUACCUGCAGCCCGCUGACGGAGGCGACGCCUCCUCGGCCGCAGCGCGGGUGAUGCCGAGACAAGACACCGACGAUGAGCUGCCGCCGAAUCCCGAUCGAGAGACCCCGACAGAGAAGACACUUCGACGCAGAAAGGAAGAGAGCUGGCGUGCGUUUCUGAUCACUCAAAUCUAUGAUGGGCUCAACUUGCAUCGCGAGCUGCAGAAGAGCAUAGCGUGGCUGUGCUGGGCACCGCGCCCGCUCCUGAAUGAAUUGGUGCGGUGCGCGCUUCUUUGGAGUGAGCCAGUCCUCGACGGCUCACAAGGACAGUCUCUUGUAGUUCUCAAAGGCGAGUCAACUGAUGUGACUGCCUCCUCCUGCGCGGUGGCUGCAGGCGGUGAGCUGGCGACAGGUGCGGAGGAGCGAGAAAAGUAUGCCCGCGACCUGCCGCAGUUGCGCCGUCGCAGCCUCUGCCACUGUCUGAAAAUGCUUCACUUCACGUCUUACAGGCACCUUCCUGCCCUCCGCCUCCUCUCUGCGCGAAUCGCCGCAACGAAGGAUGUCAUGGGCAUCGCAUCCCCCCUGGUACUGGCUCGUGAGCUGUCACAAGCUGUAGAGGCUAUCGCUUUUUUCUAUGCGACAGACUGUGCCCCAGCCGUAACGGUAAUCAUCGAUGACAUUCUUGAGCACAUCGAGUCUUCCAUGAACGCACCGGCGCUACUAAAUCGCUUUCGUGCCCUCUCCAUCGAAGAGGUGAAGCUGGCUGAACGGGUGGUGCUGCGCGUGCUGCUCAGCUGUGCACGGUUGCUCUCCACGCACAUCGCGGAGAAGGCGGAGAAAAGCACACUGGAGACAGCACCUGCACAGGAAGAGGCGAUGCGCGCCAUCCUGACCCAAGCCACAACGCUUGCUAUGUCACCCAUCACCCGGGCCUACUUAGCGAUGGGGCUGAGGCUCAUUCACGUUCGUGAGGUGCAGCGAGAGGGAGAUACAAUUCAAGUGCAGAAUUUUGUUGGCACCAUGCAUGUAUUCUAUGCGACCACCGUCAUUCUGACCGUGGCUGCGCAGGCAGGCGCAGCACCGGCAGCGUUGGACAUGGCCGCGCACGACAUCCUGCGCGCAAACCUUAGGCAGCUCUUGCCGUGGGCACAGACGAUGUCAUCCAUGCGGGUGGGCGAGAUGCCGGAGGAGGCAGCGGUGGAGAUGGCGAAGGCGCUGGUCCUGCUUAAGAAGUAUCCAGAGAUUAUGGACACCCCGACCGGGACUAUGACGCAGGGAGGAGGCAAAAAAGAAGAGCUUUGA